Messenger RNA from Hyaloscypha bicolor E, 444 nucleotides. Its product is annotated as ubiquitin-conjugating enzyme. The coding region runs from base 1 to 444 and encodes 147 amino acids. The transcript is spliced from 5 exons. Lineage: Eukaryota; Fungi; Ascomycota; Leotiomycetes; Helotiales; Hyaloscyphaceae. Gene Ontology annotation, biological process: protein polyubiquitination; ubiquitin-dependent protein catabolic process. Gene Ontology annotation, molecular function: ubiquitin conjugating enzyme activity. Gene Ontology annotation, cellular component: nucleus. The record is from RefSeq and is a predicted model, not a curated record.
AUGGCGUUGAAGAGAAUCAACAAGGAACUUACAGACCUGGGCCGUGACCCUCCGUCGUCGUGUUCUGCUGGUCCUAUCGGAGAUGAUUUGUUCCACUGGCAAGCUACCAUUAUGGGUCCCUCGGAUUCGCCAUACUCGGGAGGUGUCUUCUUCUUAGCUAUCCACUUCCCUACCGACUACCCAUUCAAGCCACCGAAGGUCAACUUCACCACUCGAAUCUAUCACCCCAACAUCAACUCCAACGGUUCCAUCUGCUUAGACAUCCUCCGUGACCAAUGGUCCCCUGCAUUGACAAUCUCAAAAGUCCUGUUGUCCAUUUGCUCCAUGCUCACCGACCCCAACCCCGACGACCCAUUGGUCCCCGAAAUCGCACACGUCUACAAGACCGACCGUUCCCGAUACGAGGCGACCGCUAGAGAGUGGACACGUAAAUAUGCCAUCUAA